AAGAAAAGAAAAAGAAAAAGAAAAGUCCUUUACUGCAUCAUCAUCAUCUGAGAAUUGAGCAAUUCUCUCUUCUCCUUCCCCCGGAAACAAAACGUAUAAAUCCAAUUAAACCAGAAAAUUGAAAACCUACCCUCCAUGCAGAUGCAGUGGUUCCCCACUCCCAAUUCUCUCCCUUUUCAUCAUUACCGCCUUAUUUCUUCCUCCAUUUUCACAUUUUUUGCUCCCAAUACUUUCAACAACAGAGUAGCAAUGGUCACUACUUCUUCUUCUUCCUCCUCUACUCCCACUCCCAGCAACAAUUCUACUGCUGGCGCUUUCACCACUCUCACCCAAAGAGUCACUUUCGAGAAGGAAAUUAAGAAAAGCAAAUUCAUUGCUAUUGCUGGCCCCCUCUCUGAUGAACGCUCCGCUAUGUCCUUCCUUUCUGAGGUUCGUGAUCCCCGUGCUACUCAUAAUUGUUGGGCAUACAAGGUUGGAGAUCAAUUUCGGAGUAAUGAUGACGGUGAACCAUCUGGUACCGCUGGCAAGCCAAUACAAUCUGCAAUUGACUCUUCAGGGAUAGAUAGAGUCAUGGUGGUUGUUAUCAGGUAUUUUGGAGGAAUCAAACUUGGCACUGGAGGAUUGGUUAGAGCUUAUGGAGGGGUAGCUGCAGAAUGUUUGAGAAAUGCUCCAACUUGUGUUGUAAAAUCCAAAGUUCCAAUGGGAUUGGAGGUCCCGUAUGAUCUCUUGGGAGUUCUAUAUCAUCAACUUCAAUCUUUCCAAGUUGAGGACAUCAGGCAGGAUUAUGAUACUGGAAAAGAUAAUGUUACAAUGGUCACCUUUAAAGUUGACUUCGACCGAGCACAAAGUUUGGAAGAAGCCCUAAAGGCGAACUGUAGCCGUGAGAUUGUGUUUUACAAGCGCUGAAUAUUUUUGAUGUUUGCCCUUUGGAUUUUGGUUUCCCUCCUACAAUACAUGCGUAUCUUUUAAAGGCAUGCUUAUGCUAGAAAAUACAUUUUCGGGAUAAGCACUGAAUUUUGGUGAGGCUAGUAAUGAGGCCUUUACUUCUACUUUUUUGUUAAUAUACAUGCCCAGUAUUAUGGGUUCUUUCUUGUAGUUAGUUGUUCAGUAACUGAGGCCGCUGGGUUAGGCAAAUGGUUGCAAGGUAUUCCAAUAUAGUUCCAGUCUACCUCAUGAUUUUUCUAUGUAUGACACUAAUUUUAAUGAAGAUGAAUUUGUUGCAGUUUCAUCAGCAAACUGCUCUCUUCCUUUAUGUUCA
Messenger RNA from Sesamum indicum (sesame), 1258 nucleotides. Its product is annotated as ribosomal protein S5 domain protein. The record is from RefSeq and is a predicted model, not a curated record. Gene Ontology annotation, biological process: regulation of translational initiation. NCBI's taxonomy places the organism in Eukaryota, Viridiplantae, Streptophyta, Magnoliopsida, Lamiales, Pedaliaceae. Gene Ontology annotation, cellular component: cytoplasm.